AUGAAGGACUGGUCGGCAACCGUUGUGGCCCUUGCCUCAACGGGAAUUGCCUACUCGCCUUCGCGCGGGUCGCGCGAUUCGAGCUUCGAGACGUGCCGCUGCUCGCCCGGGGAUGCCUGCUGGCCGGCCCCUUCGGCCUGGGCCUCGCUCAACAGCAACGUCGGUGGGCGUCUGGUUGCGACUGUGCCGAUUGGCAGCCCUAGCCACGAUCCUACCUAUAAUACCACUGCCUGCGCCGCUCUGUAG
This is a messenger RNA of Penicillium canariense, 246 nucleotides long. RefSeq lists its product as uncharacterized. NCBI's taxonomy places the organism in Eukaryota, Fungi, Ascomycota, Eurotiomycetes, Eurotiales, Aspergillaceae. The record is from RefSeq and is a predicted model, not a curated record. The coding region runs from base 1 to 246 and encodes 81 amino acids. The transcript has a single exon.